Messenger RNA from Musa acuminata AAA Group (dessert banana), 1413 nucleotides. RefSeq lists its product as uncharacterized. The transcript has 2 exons. The coding region runs from base 440 to 1231 and encodes 263 amino acids. Gene Ontology annotation, cellular component: intracellular membrane-bounded organelle. The record is from RefSeq and is a predicted model, not a curated record. NCBI's taxonomy places the organism in Eukaryota, Viridiplantae, Streptophyta, Magnoliopsida, Zingiberales, Musaceae.
CACCUAACUUCGAUCCUUUUGUCAUCAUAGCCAUGGCUUCAUCCCCACACAGCUCCUCUCAUCUCUACUUCCUCCUCGUCUUCUUCCCCCCUCCUUGCUGCUGCCACGGCCUUCCCCGUCACCUCCGAGUUCGAACUCAGCAUCCAGAAUAGAAUCCACUUCCGCGUCUACUUCCACGAGACCUAUCUCGGCCCCGUGCACCUUCGGGGACGUCGACAUCUUCGACGCCGUGCUGAGGAUCGGCCCCUCCAAGUGGUCGACAGAAGUCGGAAGGGCGCAGGGCGUGAGCUUCCACGUGUCGCAGCGGGACGAGUCGUCGCUGAUACCGCUGGUGCUGGUGUUCACUGCGGGAAACUUCUGCGACAGCACGCUCACGGUGAUAGGGAGGUGGACACCUCCGGGAAGGCGGACGGGGGUGUUCCAGUUCGCGUCGGGGAACAUGACCUUCCAUGCCAAGAAGCACCGUGACGCCCUGCCUUCCAUGUCGAUCACCAUGCUCGGUGUUCUUAUCCUUGGCUACGUGAUUCCUCUGGUGCUGAACUUUGAAGCCUUGUUCGCGAACCGCAGUCAGUCUGGCUUUCUAAGUCUGCGGAGCGGUGGGUGGCUCGACGUUCAUGAGGUCAUCGUGAGGAUCUUAUCCGGCUUAGCUCUGUUCCUCUCCUUCCACCUGCUUCAAAUGGCGUGGUCCGCGAGGUCAUUGGACGAGAACAAGGGGAACCGCGUCAAGGAGUGGACGACGCUCAAGCUGUGCUUGCCGCUCUACUUCGCCGGGGCGCUGCUCACUUGGCUCAUCAGCUCAAGGCACCACCUGCAAAGGUCGGAAUUCAGCAGGCAGCGACACGGUUCUCGCUGGGAGGAUUUGGUCCCUUUUGCUGGCUUAGUGCUCGAUGGAUUUCUGCUCCCUCAGAUCGUUCUUAACGUCUGUCGGAACUCCAAAGAUAAGAUCCUGACGCCUUUCUUCUACGUCGGAAUCACGAUCACCCGAGCUUUGCCUCAUCUGUACGACGCUUAUCGCUCUCGCAGUUAUAACCGUCGCAUCGAUUCAUCGUACAUCUACGCAAGUCCAGACGGAGAUUUUUACUCGCUGGUGUGGGAUGUCAUCGUUCCUUGUGAAGGUUUGCUUUUUGCAGCGGCGAUAUACCUUCAGCAGCGAGUUGGUGGUGAUUGUCUUCUUCCCCAAAGAUUCAGAAAGCGUGUGGAGUACGAGGCAGUUUCAGUGGUUGCUCUUUAGCCCUUCUUGUGGAAGACCAGAUUGCAGCAAGUCCAUGAAAUGUAGUAGUAUAGUGCAGUAGUAAGUCGAGUCUUGUGUUGUUCCUGUGGUAGCUUUCUUCAUGCGUCGACUUGCCCACGCCAUGAUCAAGUGUGAUGAAGACUGUUCUUCUUCCACAGAAAUAUAAAUAAGGGUUUCGUAGA